CCACCGCCGGAGCCGCGCGGAGAGCAGGCAGGCGGAAGCUCCGCGUACCCACCAACUACUCAGGCGAGGGCGCGCGGUGUCAUGGCCGCCGACAGUGGCGAUGGCGCAGCCUCAGCCCCAGCGGCUCCUGACGCCUCAGGCGGUGUCAGCAAAAGCACAAAAUCUGAGGAGAAGCUUGCAGUCCAGGUGCCCGUGGUGGAUGUGCAGAGUGACAACUUCAAGGAGAUGUGGCCAUCCCUCCUGUUGGCCAUAAAGACUGCAAGCUUCGUGGCUGUGGACACGGAACUGAGUGGGCUUGGGGACAGGAAGAGUUUGCUGAACCAGUGCAUCGAGGAACGUUACAAGUCCGUGUGUCAUGCAGCCAGGACCCGUUCUGUUCUCUCCCUGGGCCUUGCCUGUUUCAAGCAGCAGCCAGACAAGGGUGAACACUCCUACCUGGCUCAGGUGUUCAAUCUGACCCUGCUGUGCAUGGAAGAGUAUGUGAUAGAGCCAAAGUCUGUGCAGUUCUUGGUACAGCAUGGCUUCAACUUCAACCGGCAGUACGCUCAGGGUAUCCCGUACCACAAAGGCAAUGACAAGGGUGAUGAGAGUCAGAGCCAGUCAGUGAGGACACUGUUCCUGGAGCUAAUCCGGGCCCGCCGGCCCCUGGUACUACACAACGGUCUCAUAGACUUGGUGUUCCUGUACCAGAACUUCUAUGCACACCUGCCCGAGAGCUUGGGAACCUUCACUGCCGACCUGUGUGAAAUGUUCCCAGCCGGCAUUUAUGACACCAAAUAUGCUGCUGAGUUUCAUGCGCGCUUCGUGGCCUCCUACCUAGAAUAUGUUUUCCGGAAAUGUGAGCGGGAGAAUGGGAAGCAGCAGGCAGCUGGCAGCCCACACCUGACCCUGGAGUUCUGCAACUAUCCUUCCAGCAUGAGGGCCCAUAUCGACUACCGUUGCUGCAUGCCCCCUGCAACCCAUCGCCCUCAUUCCACCAGCGUCUGUGACAACUUUUCGGCCUAUGGUUGGUGCCCCCUGGGGCCACAGUGUCCUCGGUCUCAUGAUAUUGAUCUUAUCAUUGACACCGAUGAGGCUGUGGUGGAGGACAAGCGGCGACGGCGGCGACGUAGGGAGAAACGGCGGAGGGCUUUGUUGGGCCUGCCUGGGAAACAGACCUCUGAGGAAACUGAGGAUUGUCCUCCAGUGAAGCAGGUCUGUGGCGAUGGCCUCAAGGCUGAAGAAAUGGAGCAAGAGGUAGCUGAGGAUGAGACUAGGACCCAGCCUGGCUUGGAGCAAGGUCACAAAAAUGACUUGGAGCUGGACCUUAAAACAGCAGGGCCAGAAACAGCUGAUACAGCUGCCCCAGAAGCGCCAGGGAGUCAAGCCGGUCCUCACCCUGUGCCUGGGGAUGGACUGCAUCGGGCUGGUUUUGAUGCCUUUAUGACAGGUUACGUGAUGGCCUAUGUGGCAGUGAGCCAAGGACCCCAGCUCUGUAGCUCUGAACCCUGGUUACCUGAAUGCCACAACAAGGUAUACCUGAGUGGCAAAGCUGUACCCCUCACAGUGGCCAAGAGCCAGUUCUCCCGAUCCUCCAAAGCCCACAACCAGAAGAUGAAGCUGGCUUGGGGCAGCAGCUGACCCAACUUCCACCUAGCACUCAAGGCCCAGGAAGAGAACAGAGUGGAACAGAGGUGUCUGGGUUCCUCUAACCUGUAAAUGUUCUACUCCCACCUUCUACAGAGCUGGGGGUUUGGGGUUGGUCUUGGCCUGGACCACCACCUUUACUCUAGAGGGUAAGGAACAAGGGUACAAGUAAGGAGGCUGACCAGCACCUGUAACACAGACUUUAUUUAUUUUUAAAUCUGAAAGUGUCUUGGGAAAAAGUAUUACCAAAAAAACAACAGAAACAAGUUAUGAAAAUAUU
Molecule: messenger RNA, 1906 nt
Organism: Lutra lutra (Eurasian river otter)
Lineage: Eukaryota; Metazoa; Chordata; Mammalia; Carnivora; Mustelidae
Gene: TOE1
Product: target of EGR1, exonuclease
Exons: 8
Coding region: 82-1620 (512 amino acids)
Biological process (GO): snRNA 3'-end processing
Cellular component (GO): cytoplasm; Cajal body
Molecular function (GO): snRNA binding; 3'-5'-RNA exonuclease activity; metal ion binding
Source: RefSeq, a predicted model, not a curated record